Messenger RNA from Caretta caretta (loggerhead turtle), 1473 nucleotides. The record is from RefSeq and is a predicted model, not a curated record. NCBI's taxonomy places the organism in Eukaryota, Metazoa, Chordata, Testudines, Cheloniidae.
UUCGAUCCCAUCUGAGCAGCUGCGGGGCCGACGGGCGGGUCAGGCCGGGGGCGGCGGCGGGCGGGGGGGUCUGAGCCGGGCCCCGCACGACCCCCGGAGAGCUCCCACGCCGAGUGCCCCCCCCAGCAUGCCGGCCACCCACCCCCCAGUGAGGAGAUGAAUUGGCGCCAUGCGCCCCCCGACGCCCCACCCCCACCCGGAGCCUCCGUGGUCCCCUUCUUGUUGCUGCUGGUCCUGGCAGCCCCGGGCCGCGGCUGCGUCUUCCCCUUCGACCCGCUGACCACGACGUUCUCCAGGGACAUCGAUGAGCUGACCCAGCAUCUGCUCCACGAUUAUUCAGUCUCGAUGCCGUCGAACCUGGAACCGGACGGCUGGUGCGCGGAGCUGUGGCAGGUCCAUUUCCUGGCGGUGGAGCUGGGGCACAUGUGGGGGGUCGCGGGCACGGCCCUGCGGCCCCUCGUGGCGAAGGUGGCCCAGCAGGUCGGGUUCGUCGAGGAGUGCGGCAUCACCGACCCCACAGGCUGCGUGGGGCAGGAACGCAGCAACGUGUCGCGGAUGCUGAGGGCCCUGAAUGGCCACAUGGCGGCGCUGAAGAGCAAAAUGGCGGGGCAGGACCCGGUCGACUUCAGCAACUGCACCCCCGUCCGCUGCCAGCCAGAAGCCCUGGCGCGGCUGCCUGCACCGGACGGGCUCCCGCAGCCCAGCUUCUCCAGCCAGAAGCAGCCGGGGACCCAGGCGUCCGGGGCCAGCUCCCUGCACCAGAACCAUCUGCCGGUGCUGCUCCUCCUGGUGCCCAUCCUGGGGUCUCUGGCCUUCGUCAGCCUGUGGCAGCAUCAGAGGCGGCUCCGCGGCCAGGACCCCCGGAGCCACGGUUGGUCCCGCUGCUAUGGAUUCUGGGACGUGGGCGGCCGGCUGGGGCCGCUGGAGCCGGACUCUGCUUCCUACACCCCACUCCUGCGAGCCAAGCGGAGGGUGGAAUCGGCCAUGCCUCCCGGCGGACUGCAGAGCUGAGGCCUGCGGCCAGCCCCCCAUGGGCCCCGGUGCCCUCCCCCGCCCCCAGGAGGCGCUGUGCAGUGCCAUCUCGCACCCGGCCCCACAGCCCCUGCUGUCUGGACUUCAUUUCUGCAGCGCUGGGGAAGCCGGAGAUGGAUUUUUCUUCUAUACUAAACCACGUUUCGUAGACCCGUCUCCGGGGCUGGGGGUCUUUUGGGGGGGCUGGGGUCUGCAGGGAUGGCCCAGCAGGAAGAGGCAAAAGACCUCCCCCCCCGCAACCCCCGACAGGCCCCGAACUGUUAUUGGAAACAAAUGGAUUUUCCUUCGUGCCAAGACGCGGCCCGUCUGGGGUGGAGCGUGGGGGACUGGUUAUACGAGGACCCUUGACCUGGGUGGGACCCAGAUGCCUGAGUUCCCACCCCAAUGCUGGAGGAGGAACACUGUGGCCCAGUGGGAAUUAUUCACAAUAUUUUAUAUCAA